AUGGCGAUCCCCUUCGGAAACACUUCCGCCAUGCUUCUGAAUGACAGCUGCUUUUCAGCGGCCAGUGCCUCCGCAAGCAUCAUCACUGCCGUCCUUAUCCUGGUGUCCUUUCUGGUGGGGAUAAUUAUGAAUGGUUCGUUCCUCUGGGUGCUGGGGAUGAAGAUGAAGAGGACAGUGAAUACCCUUUGGUUUAUCCACUUGAUUCUCUCCUACUUACUCACCUGCUUUCUCAUGCCCUUCUUUGCCGUUUAUAUCAUCCUUGAUUUCCACUGGGCCCUUGGAGAGAUCAUGUGCAAGAUUGUACUUUCCUCCUUUUCUGUGAUGAGGUUCACCACUGUCUUUCUGCUCACUGUUAUCAGCCUGGACCGGUACCUCUUCACCUGCCAUUCUGUCUGGUCGCAGAGGUUCCGCACGGCAGCCCUGGCACGGAGGCUGAUCACGGGAGUGUGGCUGGCUUCCCUCCUCCUGAGUGCCUAUAGCCUUCUCUCCCUGAAGACUGAACGAGUCAAUGGCCAGAUGAAGUGUGGCUAUAGUUUUGUUUUCUCCAAGAACACGCCCAUGCACCUGGCUUUCUUCUUGGUCCAGUUCCUGCUGGCCUUCCUCCUUCCCUUCAUCAUCAUCCUGGGCUGCUAUUGCUGGAUUAGUUGUGAAAUGAAGACGAAAAGGCUUGUGAGGACUGGGAAACCUUUCAGAGUCUUGGUGGCUGCCGUGGCAUCGUUCUUCAUCUGCUGGCUUCCCUUUCAUCUCUACCACGCUGCACUGCUGGCUAGUCACAUACCAGAACAAAUAACAUGCAUCCUGUGGGAUCUCGCAGCUGCAGGAGUCUGCUUCAAUGUCUGUGGCACCCCCAUAAUUUAUCUUUUCGUUGGGGAGAAAUUCCAGCAGGUCUUCAAAACAUCCAUGCUCACCCUGCUAAACAAAGGCUUUGUGGAUGUUCCCAGCAGUCCUGGGGACAAUGCAAACACAACGGAAGAUGGUGGCUCUGGCAAACAUACUCAGCUGAAGGUGAGGCAGGGCUUUUCUAAAUAA
Varanus komodoensis (Komodo dragon) is the source of this 1029-nucleotide messenger RNA. RefSeq names its product probable G-protein coupled receptor 33. Gene Ontology annotation, cellular component: plasma membrane. Lineage: Eukaryota; Metazoa; Chordata; Lepidosauria; Squamata; Varanidae. Gene Ontology annotation, biological process: complement receptor mediated signaling pathway; phospholipase C-activating G protein-coupled receptor signaling pathway; positive regulation of cytosolic calcium ion concentration. Gene Ontology annotation, molecular function: G protein-coupled receptor activity; complement receptor activity. The transcript has a single exon. The coding region runs from base 1 to 1029 and encodes 342 amino acids. The record is from RefSeq and is a predicted model, not a curated record.